Messenger RNA from Impatiens glandulifera, 1078 nucleotides. Its product is annotated as vesicle-associated membrane protein 722-like. The transcript is spliced from 5 exons. Gene Ontology annotation, biological process: vesicle-mediated transport. Bases 135 to 797 code for a protein of 220 amino acids. NCBI's taxonomy places the organism in Eukaryota, Viridiplantae, Streptophyta, Magnoliopsida, Ericales, Balsaminaceae. Gene Ontology annotation, cellular component: membrane. The record is from RefSeq and is a predicted model, not a curated record.
UAGCCAAGACUCUUUCCCCGUAUAUAGCUUCAACGCGUAUCCAGCUUCAACUCCCCAGAGAUCGGUUUUGUUCUUCAUUUUCUCUCUCUGUUUUGAUCUCUGAUCUGAUUUUAGGUUAUCUUACGAUUGUUUCAAUGGGACAACAAUCGUUGAUCUACAGUUUCGUCGCUCGAGGAACGGUAAUCCUAGCCGAAUACACAGAAUUUACCGGCAAUUUCACCAGCAUCGCUUCUCAGUGCCUGCAGAAACUCCCAGCCAGCAACAACAAGUUCACCUACAAUUGUGACGGCCAUACCUUCAACUACCUAGUUGAAAAUGGAUUCACUUACUGUGUUGUUGCAGCUGACUCCGUUGGCAGACAAAUUCCUAUUGCCUUUUUGGAGAGAGCUAGGGAUGAGUUUAACAAGAGAUAUGGUGGUGGGAAAGCUGCCACUGCUGCUGCCAAAAGCCUGAAUAGAGAAUUUGGAUCCAAAUUGAAGGAGCAGAUGCAGUAUUGUGUUGAUCAUCCAGACGAGAUAGACAGGCUUGCUAAGGUGAAAAACCAGGUAUCUGAAGUCAAGGGUGUCAUGAUGGAGAACAUUGAGAAGGUUCUAGACCGUGGGGAGAAGAUUGAACUACUGGUUGACAAAACUGAGAAUCUACGCUCACAGGCUCAGGACUUUAGACAGCAAGGAACUCAGAUAAGGAGGAAGAUGUGGUUCCAAAACAUGAAGAUAAAGUUGAUUGUGAUUGGCAUCCUAAUAGCAUUAUUUCUCAUAAUAUUCUUCUCAGCUUGCCAAGGAGUUAAGUGCCUUUGAUUGAUCGAAACACCCCGACAAAUGAAUGGUACACGCAGUCUUUACUUCGGGUACCCCUUUACUGUUUCUUGUAUAGGCUAUUAUUGUCAUAUACUACUACUAGUAGUUUCGCAUGUUCUUCCCUGACUCGACUUGGACCUCUUGAAAGUCAUUCUGGAUCGCUGUUUCUGUGGUUCUCUGUGUGUUUGUAAUAACCUCGAUUGGGCAAAUUUAGAUGUCGACUAAGUAGAGAUUAUGAUCAGCUGUUGUUUUUAUUCAGAAUAUGUCAUUUGUGCAUCAAA